AAAGGGUCUGGUUGUUCAGAGAGAAGCAAGACCGCUGCCCUUCAAAAAGUAUCAACGACUUUCACACAUUCCAGACGUUCGUGGAAGGAAGUCGACAAGAGCGAGGUGUCGACGAGCGCGGCGGCGGGCAGUGGUGCCCGGGCUCCCGCGUCCGCAGUGCCGGAAGCGGCCUCUAGGUGGUGCAGGUGAGUCUGCAGCGAGGAAAGCCCCCAGCAAGGACCAAGUCGGUAAACUCCAGAGGAGUGCAGCAAAGUUCCUGGGAGCCCUUCGAAACAGAAAGCUACUGGUGCUGACUGCAGAGGGGUGUGCCCGGUCCUCAGGACCCCUGCCGCUCUCGAGGACGUGCGCGCCGGCUUCUGAGAGCGCUGCCAGUGGCCGCCGGUGCACCUGGCCGCCCCACCGCGAACCCACCUCCCUUGGAGACCAGAAGCUGCUUUCGCGCGGGAGCCAGGUGAGGCCCGGGCUGAAGAUGGUCCCCGAGGAAGACUCGGCGUGGAUGCCCUGGCUCCCUGUCCUGGUGGUGUCCCUCGUGUGCUCGGCCAGGGCGGAGUACACCAACUGUGGGGAGAACGAGUACUACAACCAGACCACGGGGCUGUGCCACGCGUGUCCCCCCUGUGGACCAGGGGAAGAGCCCUACAUGUCCUGCGGCUACGGCACCAAAGACGAGGACUACGGCUGUGUCCCCUGCCCAGCGGAGAAGUUUUCCAAAGGAGGCUACCAGAUAUGCAGGCGUCACAAGGACUGCGAGGGCUUCUUCCGGGCCACCGUGCUGACGCCGGGGGACAUGGAGAAUGACGCCGAGUGUGGGCCCUGCCUGCCUGGCUACUACAUGCUGGAAAACAGACCCAGGAACAUCUACGGCAUGGUGUGCUACUCCUGCCUCCUGGCACCCCCCAGCGCCAAGGAAUGUGUGGGAGCCACGUCGGGAGCUUCUGCCCACUUCCCCAGCACCGCUGGCAGCAGCACGCUGUCUCCCUUCCAGCACGCCCACAAAGAGCUCACAGGCCAAGGCCACCUGGCCACCGCCCUGAUCAUCGCCAUGUCCACCAUCUUCAUCAUGGCCAUCGCCAUCGUGCUCAUCAUCAUGUUCUACAUGGUGAAGACCAAGCCCUCCGCCCCAGCCUGCUGCAGCAGCCACCCAGGGAAGAGCGUGGAGGCCCCCGUGAGCAAAGAGGAGGAGAAGAAGGAGUCUCCAGACAACGUGGUGAUUUUCUCGGAGAAGGACGAGUUCGAGAAGCUCACAGCAACUCCAGCCAAGACCACCAAGAGCGAGAAUGACGCCUCGUCGGAGAACGAGCAGCUGCUGAGCCGCAGCGUGGACAGUGAUGAGGAGCCCGCCCCGGACAAGCAGGGCUCCCCAGAGCUGUGCCUGCUGUCUCUGGUCCACCUGGCCCGGGAGAAGCCCGCCUCCUGCAGCAAGGCAGCCGGGAUCCAAAGCCGAAGGAAAAAGAUACUGGAUGUGUAUGCCAACGUAUGUGGGGUGGUAGAAGGUCUCAGUCCCACGGAGCUGCCAUUUGACUGUUUGGAGAAAACCAGCCGGAUGCUGAGCUCCACGUACAACUCCGAGAAGGCCGUGGUGAAAACCUGGCGCCACCUGGCCGAGAGCUUUGGACUGAAGCGAGACGAGAUCGGCGGCAUGACGGACGGGAUGCAGCUCUUCGACCGCAUCAGCACCGCGGGCUACAGCAUCCCGGAGCUGCUCACCAAGCUGGUGCAGAUCGAGCGGCUGGACGCCGUGGAGUCCUUGUGCGCGGACAUACUGGACUGGGCGGGGGCCGUGCCGCCUGCUUCCCAGCCCCCCAUUGCGUCCUGAGGAGCCCUGCCUGGGGACUGUCCUCCCUGGGACGAGCCUAGGAUCUGCCGAGGCCCUCGGGAGCCGUGAGCGGUGCCAACAGACUUCCAGGAUAGGAGAGGGCUUCUUCAUCAUGGCGCCGCACGCCCGAGGCUGCUCUGAGGAGCAGAAGGGAAGUGAGGCGUGUCCUGCAGUGUAACCACAGAGAAAGGAUUAAAGCCGGGUCCUUCCAGGGACCUCCCGGGGCGGGGGCAGAAUGGGAAUCUGCUCAUUCGCCGGCCAGCCCACUGUGAAUUCCUCGGGAGGCAGAAGUCCACGAACCACUUUGCCGGAGGCCACCACACCCAUUGAAUGAGGGCUGCAAACAGGAGGAAGGCGCCAUCUAAGGGGCACGUGGUGUCCCCCCCCCCCCCCAGCUACACCCCGGGCAGUCCAAGGCGGCCGCGCUCAGGAGGAAGCCUUGGUAAAACAGCCGUGAGAUGCCAGCCGCUGCUCCGGGUACCGACUCAGGUUCAGCGUGGUCUGUUCCUGUUGGUGGUGUCAGUGGGAUAUGUUACCUGUCCCGAGGGCACCCCAACUCCCAGGGGCCUUCCAGGCAAGGAAGGAGGAGCUCGCCCAUCCAUACCCAAGGCACCUAGCGCUGUGCGGUGGCCAAGAUCGUCAUGCAGGAGCCCCACACCCAGGAGCUGACAGGGUAGGCCUGACGCUCGGGGCCUUCGGCAGAGUACAGGAGUGACCAGCGCUGUCUAGAUACAGAGGUGGCCAGGUCCUAGGCGGACAGCCAGGCAUCCAUCUGGAGUGUGAGAUGGUGGAGGAGCCUCAGGGCAUGAGGGUCCAGCCGGUCUUGUGAGCUGGCCAAGGACAGCGGCUCCUGGGCUUGGGGUCCGGGGAGCAGGGCUCUGGCCGGGCCACUCGGCGCCAUUCCUCCUCUCCUCCCUCAGCCUCCGUUUGCAUUCUGCAAAAGCGCCAUUCCUCCUCUCCUCCCUCAGCCUCCGUUUGCAUUCUGCAAAUCAGAGGUUAGCCCAGGAGUCUGUGUAAGCAGGGAGCCGUUCAGGUGAGCCGAGACGCGGCAGAGCUGCAGGAAAGUCCAGGCCUUGACGCGUCCCGUGGGAGCGAACCCAGCAAAACUCACCGCUGGGUGCCCGCAGGAGCCGCAAGUGUGGGACUUCAGGCUUAAGAGGUGAAGUGAACAACCCAGCACUCUGGGCAGCCUCCCGGUUACACCUGGGCCGGCCACAGCCUGGUGGGGGGCUGAUGUGGACUUGCUGCCUGCAGAGUUCCCACGCCAGGCCCCCACCCCCCAACCCCGCGAUGGCUGCUAAAGGAGAACAGAGCACUGUGUUGAGAAUCACAAGUCCCAGGCCCGCGCCCAGAGGCUCCGGGGAAAUCGGGAAAUCGGUCAGAUGUUCAAAGGCAAUGAGCAAUUUCCGGCCGUGAGCGUAGGACACACUGGGGGGGGGGACCCUGGCGAGGUGCUGAAUGCGUAACCUCAGCAUUGACCGUGUCUGUGUGCUGCUGUGUUUUUUUUUUUUUUUCCCGAAUCUCUUUGGCAUCUCCUGCAAGCUAGAACUCCCCCACGAAGCUUAAUUAGCCCGCGAAUUCCUCCCUGGAUCCUGCGGCGCGCCUGCCCCUGCUUUGCGGCAACGCUGCUGCGAGUCUCCCCUAAGUACACGGCACACGGCACAGGCCGGGAGGAGCAGCUUCCUUCCUCCUCGGAACCGAGAAGCGGUCUGCAGGCCGGGAGGGGCCUCGCCCCCGCUCGGGCCACGGGCUCCCCUGGGCUUCCUAGGCAGCAAGUUCUUCUGGGCUCCGCGUCCCUCGGUCGUUUCCGGAUCUGCAAACAAAUCCCGGAGAGCUGUGCUCCCAGGAGUGUCCACAGGCCACAGGAUGCCGGGCGUGGCGUGCCUUUGUGACACCUGAACCAUUCAGAAGCUCCCCACCCCCUCAAGGCUAGGUGUGUGGCCAGUGAAGUCUGAAUUGUCAAUAUUUGUGUCUCAUUCUGUAUAGAUAACUUAUUCUAUUUUAUAAUCUCAAUAAACUUGCAGAUGAGCACU
Messenger RNA from Oryctolagus cuniculus (rabbit), 3849 nucleotides. RefSeq names its product ectodysplasin A receptor (gene EDAR). The record is from RefSeq and is a predicted model, not a curated record. Gene Ontology annotation, molecular function: signaling receptor activity. Lineage: Eukaryota; Metazoa; Chordata; Mammalia; Lagomorpha; Leporidae. Gene Ontology annotation, cellular component: plasma membrane. Gene Ontology annotation, biological process: positive regulation of canonical NF-kappaB signal transduction; positive regulation of JNK cascade.